Chara braunii is the source of this 3069-nucleotide messenger RNA. The record is from the annotation of a GenBank genome assembly. Lineage: Eukaryota; Viridiplantae; Streptophyta; Charophyceae; Charales; Characeae.
ACGKUGUCGUCCUGUAUGUGGUUCUCCUCAGCUGGCGCAUAGUGGGUUGUCAUCUAGGGUUUGACAGUAGAGAGUGCGCUGUGUAUGCUGGUGUCGUGCCACCAUAGCUAUCGAAGCCUGUAGGAUGCGGAUAUGGAGAAGAUAGGGCAGCGAAGGCGUGCAGCAGGUGGGUUGUCCGCGUGUGAUGCUAUACGAAACCUUGUCCUUUCCGCCGCCUUCGUCAUCGUGUUGAGUCCGUUGACUAUUUUUUUCUCGGGACACGGGGUGGGGAUCGUCGGAGGAGGGGGAGCGAGGGGGAAAGAAGCAUCGGGUGUCUCUGCGGUAUCGGACGGGUUCGCGCCUGCGGUCGUCAACCAUCGCCGCGGAUGCCAUGCCGCUCAUACUACGGAUGGCAAUCUACAGACUGAGCGAUCGCUGUUGGCCGACGUCUCGAACCCGUCUCCUCUGCCAAGUCUGCGUAUCGAUAACGAAAGCCUCAUAAUUAGUCAGAGACUAGUGGUAACGCAUGUACCAGAACCGCCUUUUGACGCGGCUAAUGAAACAGUUUCAUGCGGGAACGUUGUCCGCGACAUAGUCGUCGAUCCCCAUCGCCCAAUCCUGUACUAUAUCCUCGAGGAGGUAUGCGUUGAUCUCGCCACUAAACAUGAGACACAUUGGCGGCAGUCSUACAGAAGAGCGGAUUUACGAAAUCGGAGCGGAGGCGGCAUUGCCAACGGCGGGCUGGCGCAGGAGGAGGUAAUUAGCGAGUGGUGGGAAGGGGCGRACUCAAGCGGUGCGCCCCCGUCAACGGGYGCGGUCGUACUCAAUCGAGAGACUACCGAUUCGAACGUAAUGACGGCGUGCAACGGCAUGGACGUGUCCUCGUCGGGCGCCGAUCUUGUCCUCAGCACGGUUGCUAAAGGCACGGUGACGUCGAGAGUAGCACUGUUGUCGACCACCAACGGCAGCCAUUCGUCGAUACCCACAGACGCGUUCUGGUUUGGGAGCUUGGCAUUCAAUCCGAACAGGAGUCGCGUGUAUAUCGGUGACCAGGCGCAGGCCGAGUUUCAUCUUCGCUCUGCUGCAGCGGUCGCGGGAGUGGACGGUGAUGGUCUGAGUGCGCGGAGCUUCUUCGAGAUGGUCACGACCAUAACGAAGAAUGGCAAUCCGAACGUCGGCGGCAUGACGUUCGGGCCUGGGAGCUUCGAUCCGGAAGGCAGUUGCCUUUACUUCGUGGAUGCUGAGAUCAACCGGUUGUGGGGAAUCGAUCUCUCGUCMACAUUGAAGACGCCAACCGCAGUGGCAGGAUCUGGUUCGUUAACAGCGCGCGACGGCGAUGCUUUGACAGCUAUGCUUUAUACUCCCAGGGCGGCGGCCGUUACUCCGGACGGAUGCAAUGUCUUCAUUUCCCAGGGCGAUGGAUUGAUCCGUUGGAUCAAGCUAGGUUCGCCCUGCGAGAGGGCGGUGAGCGCGCACACUGUGGCGACGUACCUGUCCAAGGGGCUWCAUGGAUUGGCGCUGCGCGCCAAUGGCACCCAUCUCCACGUGUACGUGGGAUCGGCCGAUGGACACGUGUUCGAGCUGGAGAUAAACCAGAAACUUUUGCAUGACUGUGGUCGUCCUUCGCCGCCGCUCCUGAGCAUCCCGAGCGAGCCCUCGUCAUCGCCGCCACCUAGCCUGAACAGAAGCGGAGACGGCCCAGACUCCCUACCCUCUCCCGCUUCCAUUUCUCUGCCUGCUUCCGACUCCCUACCCCUUCCCGGUCCUCCAAUCCGACCUUCUCCUUCUCAACCCAACCCACUCCCCGUCCCAGUCACGCCGCCGUCGUCCCAGCGAGAUCCUCUUGUCCACCUUGUCGCUCCGAUUCUCUCUGCGUCCGUCGGGGCUCUCAUCGUCGUCGCCCUGGUCUUGUACUUCCGGUCGAAAUUUGGCGGCCCUUUCCCGCCCCGUGAAGUCUGCAAAAGCUUCGAGCUGGUCAUCGACAGCCGCGGGUCGGGCAUUGAUACUCAGAGCGGCACCACGGGAGGAGAUUCCUCCGGGGUGGGAAGUAUCAAGCUCGCCGGCGUAACAGUUUUCACGCUCGCUGAGUUGUCCUACUGUACCGACGGCUUCAAUGAGAAGAACUUAAUUGGUCAAGGUGGAGCUUUCGGCACUGUCUACCGUGGACAGAUCGGCAGCGCGGAAGUCGCGGUGAAGAUGAUGCAAGGUAAUUUGACGGCGGUGAAGCGUAAACAGUUUGCUGCGGAAGUGAACACGCUUUCCCUGGUUCACCAGACCAACCUCAUCCAACUGAUCGGAUACUGUGAUGAGGGGGGCUACCUCAUGUUGGUCUACCCUUAUUUCCGACGAGGGUGCUUGUACUCACGGCUGCACCCCAAGGUGCCGACAGCAGAGGAGCCUCCGCUGAMACUGCCGGAGCGCAUGUCCAUCGCUCUGGACAUCGCCGAAGCGCUUCGCUAUCUCCAUUAUGGAGCCAUUCAACCGAUCAUSCAUCGCGAYGUCAAGAGCAGCAAUGUCCUGCUGUCCGACGGUGUCCAACAGAAUGUCAGCGCCGUGCUCGCCGAUUUCGGGCUCGCAACGAUGAUAGAUAAGCUGUUCAAGAAGCCAGAGGAUGCGGUCGUGAGUACGAUGCACGUUGCCGGCACAUCCGGAUACAUGGCGCCCGAGUKUUACACGAACAUGAAGUUGACUGUGAAGACCGACGUGUACGCUUUCGGUGUUCUCCUCCUCRAGCUGUUGACUGGCAAAAAGGCGGUCAUACAGACAGGAAAUACAACGGAACCUCUUCUCUACUGGGUCAGGAGCAUGAGAGACGAUCCGAAYGUGCCCCUUUCUUCAAUCGUKGACACGUGUCUGCAAGCCWCKGCUCUAAGAAACAUCCUGAUAGGUCAGAUGGUGGAGCAGGCAAUUGAUUUGGGGAUUCGCUGCGGCGCACACAAUGAGUCGGGAAGGCCAACGAUGACCGAAGCCCUGGAGGAAGUGAGGACCAUCGCCRGGCAACUACGGCGGUUCGCCGCGUGAUCACUGAUGCCCGUUGCCGAAAGUUCAACAACCACCACGACCUGUCCUCGGUGACGAUGCGCCAAUUUA